Lolium perenne is the source of this 1598-nucleotide messenger RNA. Its product is annotated as U-box domain-containing protein 36-like. The record is from RefSeq and is a predicted model, not a curated record. NCBI's taxonomy places the organism in Eukaryota, Viridiplantae, Streptophyta, Magnoliopsida, Poales, Poaceae.
AGUUGACAAAUGGUUAGGUGCCUCCGCCGUUUCCCUCCCGGCAUCACGUCGCUGUCACGGCGAAGUCUCCUCUUCAUGGCCGGCUCCUCCAAUGCCUUGUCUCCUCCCGCAAGUUGGCAAUCUGGCAACCCUGUGUGUGUGGUUUUAGCGCGAACUCCGCCGCGAAGCGACAAGAGGCAAGGAGCUGACGACUAUAGCUGAGAGCCCGCCAGAAGAUCUGUCGCUCCAUAGAUGGAGGCGGCGGUCGAGGAGGAGAAGGUGUUCAUAGGGGUGCCGGCGGUGAAGGAGGAGGAGAAGAUCUCCGUGGCGGUGCCGGCGGUGAAGGAGAAGGAGGAGAAGGUGUUCGUGGCGGUGCCGGCGGAGCCCAGGGCGGGGCAGUCGACACUGUUGUGGGUUCUCGCCCAUCUCUACAGUAGCAGAGCCACCACGAUCGUCCUCACGCACGUGCACGUCCCGCCGCAGAUGAUCCCCAUCAUGGGGGUGAAGUUCCAUGUCAGCAAGAUGAGCGCGGACCAGGUGCGCUUGUUCAGAAUGGCCGAGCGUCAGCAGGUGGAAGAGAUGCUAGACGACUACAUCCAUCGCUGCUCUGAAAUCAAGGUGAAGUGCGAGAAGCUGGUGAUUGAGAACGAGGAUGUCGCAUCCGGUCUCGUCGAGCUCAUUGGCCUCCACGGAAUCACCAAGCUGGUGAUUGCAGCUGCCGCGGACAAGCAGUACUCAAAAAAGUUGAACAAACCUGUAUCAAAGACAGCUACAGAAAUGAUGCAGAGAGCUGACCCGUCGUGCAAGAUUUGGUUUGUCUGCAAGGAGAAGCUAAUCUGUGUCAGGGACAAGGAAGUACAAAUCGCAGCAUCGGCUGCCGUUGGCCAAGAAGUUGCGCGGUUGCCAUUUCACCACAAAGAGGAUGACAUUAAGAUGGAAAUGGGGUUGGACGUUGAAAUCGAAGAGGCGCGCAAAGCACUGGCGGAACUGAUGAGCAGAGCUCUGAAAGAAUCCUGCAGGCGCCAGAAGGCAGACGAAGAAGUGGCAGCAUAUCUCCAGAAAGCGAAAGUGUACGAGGAGCUGUACCUGGAGGAGGUCAGGAAGAGGGAAGAGCUCGAAGCAGCCCUCGCGAGGGCCGACAGAGAAAUCGCCCAGCUUAGGCGAGCAUUCGGCCAGCGAAACACACCCACGGAGGGACCCCAACAUGUAAUGCCAACGAGAUCAUCGUCGAUCCUGGCACAGCACACCGUCUUCUUAGGCGACGACGCAAAGAAAUCCGAUCUUGGACCAGAGGGCUGGCAACCGGCUGAGCCGGCCGUGAAUGGUGGAAGAGAACUGGAGGCCUUGCUCAGUCAUAGGAGGAUCAGGAAGGUGAUCCCGUUGUUGUCUCCGUUGUCGGUCAUACCAUCGCCUCCUCCCUGAUGAAGACGGGUACAACCUACGACGCUGAUGCGGUCAGGUGUUGGCUCGCGCACGGCGAGCUCGCCCCUUCCUCGAUUAAAUUGCGGGAGAGGCGAUACCGCCAUGUACAUGAACGAUUGCACUCAUUUAGAUGUUUUACUCAAAAUGGGGAACUAAUGCCUGACAUCAGCAUCAAUUAAUGCACAUAACCAGUUUUA